This is a messenger RNA of Cuscuta campestris, 1380 nucleotides long. Lineage: Eukaryota; Viridiplantae; Streptophyta; Magnoliopsida; Solanales; Convolvulaceae. The record is from the annotation of a GenBank genome assembly.
AAUCAAUUGAUCUAUCCAUCGUUCUUCGGAUUUCCUCUCAAAUCUACAGAUUUCAGCUCUGAAUCUGCAACAAUGGAAGAAUUGCGAACUGUCGGCAACGCCGGAAAUCAAUCGGCGGAUCCUUUAGGCUUGACGGGACAAGAUAACCCUGGCCUCGCCCUCACCACUGCGAAAUUCACAGGAAACAACUUCUUCGCCUGGAAGAAGACUAUCACCAUGGCACUUGGAGCUAAAUCAAAACUAGGUUUCAUAGAUGGAACAUGUAAGAAGCCUGCUAUUACAGAUCCUAACUACCAGCGCUGGAUAAGGACAGACUAUAUGGUUACUUGUUGGAUUCUAAAUUCGAUGAGCUCAGAUCUGUCCGAUUCAUUCCUGUAUGUCAAUUCUGCAGAAGAGUUAUGGUCAGAGAUUGGAGAACGUUAUGGAAGCACCAACGCGCCUCUCAUCUACCAAACACAGAAGGAACUUAAUGAGAUUCAUCAAGGAAACAUGACUGUAUCUGCAUACUUCACCAAACUUAAGAAAUACUAGGAGACUUUGCAAGAGCUGAAUGGAUUUCCAGUGUGUGAAUGCGGAAAAGUGAAGGAGUGCAAAUGUGAUUUCAUGGAAAAAUGGACAGCAAUCGAGAAUAGGAACAAGUUAAUGCAGUUCUUGAUGCGUCUCAAUGAUGAUUAUGAAGGAAUUCGUGGAAAUCUUCUCGCAACUGAACCACUGCCCACCUUAAGUCGUGCAUUUUAUAUAAUACAACAAAUUGAGACACAGAGAAAUGUCACACGUAGCACUCGAGAGUCAUCAGCAUUCUUCAUCAACAAUGAUACAAGAAGAAUGCCACCACAGAGGAGGGAAGAUAGGAAGCAGAGAUUUGGUGAUAGAAAAUAUUGCAGGCACUGCAAAAGUGAAGGACAUGUAUAUGAGCAGUGUUUUGAGAGAGUGGGCUAUCCAGACUGGUACAAAGGAAGGAGAACCAAUAAGGCAGGACCAUCAAGGCUAGCAGCACAUAUCGUGCAUGAUGAAAAAUCAGAAGAACCAAGCAUGGAUAGUCCUUUUGAUUGCAACAGUGGAGGUCAACAAAACAAAGCGCAAAUUGACCAAGGGCUCAUAUCAAGCAUAUGUCAAGAAGUGGUGAAAAUGUUCGAGGAGAGAAGUGUACAAGGAGAUUCCAGUGAGUUUAAUCUCACCACUGCCAACUUUGCAGGACCCUAUAACUAAAGGGACCAUAGCUUCUGGCAAAGGGCAAAAUGGUCUUUACAUUCUACAAGCCCACUCUUCCAGUCCUUCCAAAGGAGUUCCAGUCUCUUCCGCCACUAUUCAGAAUCAAAGUUUCCAGCCUGCCUCUUUUAUUUCAGUAGCUAAUGUGUCCAAUAAAGAGUCACUGUACAA